Durusdinium trenchii is the source of this 1077-nucleotide messenger RNA. The record is from the annotation of a GenBank genome assembly. NCBI's taxonomy places the organism in Eukaryota, Dinophyceae, Suessiales, Symbiodiniaceae.
AUGCUUCGAGAAGAGAAUGAGCAGCCUGACGUGGUGGUGAAAGACUUGAUCUUCGCGUGUCAGAAGGUCGGCUUGACCAUCAUGGAUGUGAAUGAUUCUGCAAAGGAUUUCAAUUGGAAGACGCGAUAUGCCAAUAGAUAUGUGCUCACGAUGGUGCAAAAGCCCAACAUCAGUAGCACUUCCCUGAGUGAGGUGCUGGGGGCCAUUGGCUCCAAUGGGAUCAACAUCAUCAAGAUUGAACGACUCAGCACACGCGAUAUCGCCUCCCUCCAGUUCACAGUCAGUUUGCCAGAUGACCUUUCAUCCGAUGACUUUGCCAGCAAGAUGGUGGAGGUCUCCAAGAAGCACGGCGCCGACAUCGCCAUCCAGCGGGACGACCUGGAGCGCUGGAUGCGCCGACUCGUGGUCUUUGACAUGGACAGUACUUUGAUUCAGCAAGAGGUGAUCGAUGAGCUGGCGAAGCUCGCGGGUGUUGAGACCCAAGUGAAGGAGAUCACCGAGGCGGCCAUGCGUGGGGAGCUGGACUUCUUUGGAUCGCUGAAGUCCCGGGUCGCCUUGUUGAAAGGCCACAAUGCGGAGGAACUUUUUGCCAAGGUGAAGGCGAACCUCAUUUUUACACCUGGAGCCAAGAAACUUUGCACCUGCUUGAAGCGCUUAGGUUUCAAGACUGCAGUGAUCUCAGGAGGCUUUUUGCCCGUAGCGCAGGAGGUGCAGAGAUAUUUGGGUUUGGACUACGCCUUCGCCAACACCUUGGAGGUGGACGAGACAACAGGCCUCUUGACCGGCCAGACCUCGGGGCCCGUGGUCACCCCUCAGCGGAAGCGGCAGCUCUUGGCCACCAUCGCCAACGUCGAAGGCUGCGAGAUCCAGCAGACCAUCGCUGUGGGCGACGGCGCCAAUGACAUCCCGAUGCUCCAUGCAGCUGGACUUGGCAUCGCCUUUUGUGCCAAGCCCAAGGUGCAAGAAGUCUCCAGAUAUCGCAUCAAUCAGAUGGAUCUCAGCACCGUCCUGUUCCUCAUCGGCAUUUCCGAAAGAGCAAUGGAACGACUGGCUGAUGAAACUCCAUGUGGCAUGUAG